AAGCAAUCGUUUCUCCUCUCUGCAUUCUUGCAGCCAUUGAGAACUACUGUGUGAGCUGUGAUUGGUCACAGCUUGUCACAUGUACAUGGGCCUUGUACCAUGUGACCUCUGUGAUCAUUCACAGAUUUCACACGUAGUAAGCAAUGAUGUCAGAAGUGACAUCUUACAUAUUACUCUGCAUGUGAUCACUGAUUGGACAAUCAGUGAUCACAUGAUCGGGACCUCACACAGGAGGUCCCAUACGACGUCCCAGGGGUGCUGUGCACACAGUCCAAAAUGGCGGGCACAGUUUAUG
Staurois parvus is the source of this 295-nucleotide messenger RNA. NCBI's taxonomy places the organism in Eukaryota, Metazoa, Chordata, Amphibia, Anura, Ranidae. The record is from the annotation of a GenBank genome assembly.